AUGAUGCAGCAAGUGCUAUUUAGCUCACAAUCCGACGUCGUCGAUUCGCCAGUAACCAAGUUAAUUAGUUACGUUGUACUGACCUACCUUUCGGAGUAUUUUUGUAUCUGUAUUAUCAAAUCAAGCAGGGAUUCGAUUAAAUUUGAUGUCACUUUUCCUUCGAUGAUAAUCGAUGUCGAUAAAGCGUUCAAUAUUAGCUUUCAACGCGGCGUAGACAACGGUUGUCAGUCCUUCAUAGUGUUCGAAAAUGGUCUGUCACAUUUUUUAGAUGCCUUCAUCGAGGUUCACGAUGCCUCAGAUCAAAGAUCUGCUCGGAAAAAGCUCGUUAUCGUGAAGACCUUCUUGGACUCGACUGCCGCUAGAGAUUUAACCGAACAUCAAGCUGUCAAAGAACUACGAGAUUUACUAUUGAUUAUUAUCAACAACAAUCAUGAACCGAAGGAAUUUUAUACUACAGAAAUAUUUAGCAAUGGAUCCCGGGGCUCAACCCUCGUGAAGCUUCGAAAAAUAGAUCCUCCGGACUAUUUCCCUGACAAGUCGUCCAACAUGAACGGGAUUCCGAUUCGGCUUCGCGGGGUUAUGUACCCUCCGUUCUCGUACUACGAAAUAUCGACUCAGGAAAAAACGAACGCACGUUAUGACCCCCAGUUCAAUGAUACAGAUGACACCCCGUUGUUUGUUGAUGGAACAGAACCGCGCUUGCUGCUGGAGUUUUGCCGCAGAUUCAACUGCACUAUUGAAACUUAUUUUGACGAAGCGGCUUCCUGGGGUGAAGUAUACGAAAAUCAUACAGGAACCGGCGUUCUUGGUGCAGUCGCUACACGUAAAGCUGACUUCGGCGUUUCUGCGAUUUAUCACUGGCCUGAACCAUACAAAUACGCGACAUACACUGUUCCGAUCAGUCGGUCAGGAGUGACAGCAUUGGUACCUAAGCCGCUAACACUCCCACCCUGGCGCACUCCGUUUCUUUCCUUUUCCAAACACCUCUGGGUUGCAGUCGCUCUAACAUUCGUUGCCGGAGUAUUGGCCGUGUGGAUGUUAGCUAAAGGCCGCCGUCGCACGUUUAACAUACCCGAACAAGAAGCGACGUCCUUUAGCGAUUCCGUUCUCACCAUGAUCGGGUUUUAUAUGGAACAAAACGCUCCUUUGAGAAACGAUUCCCUGUCCAGUGCAAUACUGUUCACCUCUCUCUUGUUCACAGGAUUUAUGGUAGGAAACAUGUACGGAGCUGGCCUGGCGGGAAUUAUGACGAUUCCUCAGUACGAACCCUCAAUUGAUACACCUUAUGAUCUGGCCAGCAGCGGAUUGCUAUGGGGUGGAACUUGUCUAGAUUGGUUGUUUGCUGUCCUGGACGCUGAGCAGGUUCAUCUGAAAACCAUACUAAGUAACUACCGAAUUGUCGACACGGAAUACCUUGUACAACAUCGCAACACACGCGAUUUCGGUUAUGUUGGCGAGCGGAGCGAGUUCGGACAUUUUUCACCGAUCGACUACCUAGACGGUGAAUCGUCGCAAAUGACGCAACUCCUAAAGGACGAUUUGUUCUGGCAAAGCUGUACUGCCAUCGUAACAAAAACUUGCCCAUUCAAGCAAACUUUCAACGACAUGCUAAUGAUCAUCAGACAGUCUGGCAUCCAGUACUUCUGGGAGAUUCAGGUGGUGAACAUGUAUAUGAACUCUACCCACGAGCAGAACAUACUCAACGCUAGACAGUCGUCAUCGGGCAGCGAUGCAACAGUUCUUACAACUUCCCAUCUAAUGGGUGCAUUUCUUAUCCUGGCAGUGGGAUUAUCUAGUAGUGCUACGAUAUUUUUUGUCGAGUGUUUGUACACAAAAUAUAGGUCACAACGGAAAGUUAUCAUUAUUUAGGGAAUAGCAUCUGCUUUUUCACUACUGGUGUGCUUUUCUCAACGAAAUAACAAAACUUCAUAAAAACUGAAUAUUGAAUAUA
Molecule: messenger RNA, 1951 nt
Organism: Wyeomyia smithii (pitcher-plant mosquito)
Lineage: Eukaryota; Metazoa; Arthropoda; Insecta; Diptera; Culicidae
Exons: 7
Coding region: 1-1869 (622 amino acids)
Cellular component (GO): membrane
Molecular function (GO): ligand-gated monoatomic ion channel activity
Source: RefSeq, a predicted model, not a curated record